AUGAUUAUGGAAUCACUUGAUUACGUUUCGUGCCCCAUUAGUCCAAUAACUAAUGUGGAUGAUGAUGAUGCCAUGUGGUUUUUCCAAGACUUCCUUACAAAGCUGGCACCUCUUACAACUACCAAUUCCUUCACCGGAAUGAAUAGUUAUGAUGCCAUGCCAUUCUCGCUUCCCGGUCCCGCUGAAGAUGAUACUUAUGUAUCCAGCAUUUCGGCAUCAGAAUCCUCUCCUGAAGUUCUCCAGGUGCAACAACAAAGCCAACAACAACAACAGCAACAGCCAUCACAACCUGAACAACAACAUCGUCGUGUAAGUAUCUCCAAGUUACCCCCAUUGAAUACCGUCCAUGAGGACAAAGAGUUGGAUCUUUCUGUCGUUAAUGAUAAGUUGGCAAUACUCAAGAAUGACGACAACCUCACAUCCCUUAGUUUGGAAAACAUCUUUGACACGAAAGAUAUUCUUGUGGAAAAGGUAGCACCAACAUCCCGAUACCACCAUCAUCAUAACAACCAUUCUGCUCCUAGUAGCAAUGGCAAUAGUAUUAGUGGUCCCUCCGCCAACUCUCCUUUACAUUCCGCAUCAGGCAAGUUAACCAGCCAAGUUCCCAGCAGAAGUAAUUCCAUUGAAAGCACAUUUUCCAAUGCGUCUUCACAGUCUUCUGUGUGCUCAUAUUCCAACAAGCAAUCUCCAGUGAUUGCCGUAAAGAUGGAACCAGCAGGCCCCAUAUAUCAAGAGAACAAUACUCCUGAGACUACUCCUAUGAAUACACCUGUGCUGUUUGGAGGCAAGACAUCAUAUGCCAACCAACAAACUCAACAACAGCAGCAACAAACUGGAUCUUUAUCACCAAGAUCCAAUGCGAUCCCAUUAUCAGCUUCCAUUAACUUGAGAAGAAAACGCACUCCAAGAAAGAAGCUUACAGACACUCAAAAGCAAGCACACAACAAAAUAGAAAAGAAGUAUCGGACAAACAUCAAUGCCAAAAUAGCAGGCUUGCAACAAAUUAUACCGUGGGUUGCCUUUGAAAAGACUGCCUUCGAUGCUGGUACGGUUAAAAUGGAAAGUUCAGAGGAUAUGAACAGUAAUAGCAACGCUGCUAAGUUGAACAAGUCAAUGAUCUUGGAGAAGGCCACUGAUUACAUCUUACAGUUACAACGCAACGAGCUUGAUUUGAACCAACAAAUUGAACGUUUGAGGCAGCAAGUGCUUAGUUUGGGAGGGCAAUUGUAG
Messenger RNA from Lizanozyma spartinae, 1230 nucleotides. RefSeq names its product regulatory transcription factor TYE7 (gene TYE7). Gene Ontology annotation, molecular function: protein dimerization activity. Bases 1 to 1230 code for a protein of 409 amino acids. The transcript is spliced from 2 exons. The record is from RefSeq and is a predicted model, not a curated record. Lineage: Eukaryota; Fungi; Ascomycota; Pichiomycetes; Serinales; Debaryomycetaceae.